AUGCCUCUGGCAGUCGAAUUCAAGAUGCUGCACUUUCUCGUCGGCUUCCGAAGAGACCACGCGUUGCCGCCAUUGACAGGUGUGAGCCUCGAGGGCAAGCUCGAACCUGACGUGAUUCCCGACGCGAGUGAAGAGGUCGAGAAGAAGAGACUCGACCUCCGCCCGAACGAGCUGCAGAAGCAACGACAAGCCCACUUCCAGCAGCAGCGGCUCGAAGUCCAACGAAGAUGGCAGCCUCUCCAGCAGCUACGCGACGACGCCCCCACCUUCGCAGCCUCGUCAUGGUGCAAGGCCAUUGGAUUUCAGCUUCCGCCUCCAGGACCUCAGCAGGCGAUGCAUUCGGCACCAGCACCGCCUCCAGCGGCCAGCAUCGAGUCAAGAGGCUCUACGCCAACAAGCGCAGUGACCAAGACAGCUGUGCCUCGAGCGUGGGCUACGACACGCACGGCCGCUACCAACGCAGCCAGCAUUAGCGGCGGUGGUGACAGGAGGUACGACACCGAGCAGUACAAGACGGUGGGCGGGAGUGAUGACCGGUACCUGAUGGAGCUCCAGCCGGCGGAGCGUGAGAUUGCUCAGAAGGUGAGUUGA
Molecule: messenger RNA, 591 nt
Organism: Saxophila tyrrhenica
Lineage: Eukaryota; Fungi; Ascomycota; Dothideomycetes; Mycosphaerellales; Extremaceae
Exons: 4
Coding region: 1-591 (196 amino acids)
Source: RefSeq, a predicted model, not a curated record